Somion occarium is the source of this 1353-nucleotide messenger RNA. The record is from the annotation of a GenBank genome assembly. Lineage: Eukaryota; Fungi; Basidiomycota; Agaricomycetes; Polyporales; Cerrenaceae.
ACUCUUGCCCCGUCGAUACUCUGCCCACAACGAUGGCAGGACGUAUUCAUGCAGUACCAAUAAGCCCAGGGGUAACAGCGCCCUUUGCGCCACGACACAUUCUUGAGGGGUUGCGCGAGGGUUCUCUGUUUCCUCUGGGCAAACCAUGUGACCUUCCGAAAUACGAUGGUGAAGUGACGAUAAGAGACGUCGUGUACGUCGCAUCAUACAACUGGGUGGACGCAGCCCAUCCGACAAUCGUCGUUCCAGAUCUUCAGGAUCACCACGUCUGUGGGUGGAGAGACCCCUCCCAUUUCUGGUGCAGCCAGACUAUUAUAGCAGCCAGAUCCACGUGGACCAGCAUGCAUAUCGAAUGCCUCAAAAUCCCAUGCUGCCCAUGUUUCGAGCUGCAGACAUAAUGAUGGCCUUAGAGCCGGGAAAUAGUACGAUCGAUUGGUCAUCUGUAGACAUCGUGACCGACCGAAACAGCCUUCGAAAGCUUUUGAGGUGGAUAGAUUUCGUUGAAACCGGAGCUUACUGGAAGCGUCCUCCUUGGGACUUCCGCAUCGACACCCAGCUAGUAGGCCAGAAAACUAUAAUACUGCAACGAUGGCAAGAGUCAGCGUUCCAAACUGUUGACUGGGGGUCGUACGGUGAGACAUACGAGACAGCAGCGACAAGGUCGGCGGAGGGAUUUAAAGGAAGUUUGGGGCAUCAUCGCAUCAUCAAAUAUGACUUCGACGGUCUCAUUAUGGUCGUUCGAUAUGAGUGCGAUGCGGCGAAAGAAGACAGUCAAAGCGCAUGGAACAUGGAUGAUGACGAUUUGUCCGGAAUAUUGUCGGCUCUGUCGGUGUCCGCGCGCACACUUAUGAAGUCAGAAGAUAUCAAAGUACUUCGCGGAGGUGAAGUUAUUGCUCAGGACGCAAUUGUCGAACUGAAGACCCAUAAAGAAGGAGGACGAAUAAAUUGGAAGAAGACGUAUCCACAACUCUUUCUAUCCCAAACAUCGCAUUGCCACGUUGCAACUCAUUCAGACGGCUUGUUUCAUAACGUCACGAAGCACGAAUCUGGAGAUGCCUGCAUGACUACUUAUGCCGGGACGAAUGAGGCGAGAUUACGGCAACUCAGACGAGUCCUUGAGCAUACCAGAGAAAUAGUAGUCGAAGAGGAUGUAGCGGCGAGGCUUAGCUUGGUUUGCCAGAAUGGUUGGUUGGAUGUUCGACAAAGGAUCAAAGAGGAUGACUUGCUUCCGAAGGACGUAUUAGCACGAUUCGUGGUUUAGUGGCCGGCUUAUGAAUAGCGCCGGCAUGAUUGUACGAUAGGAGAAAGUGUAUAUGAUUCGACGGUGAUGCAAAUUUGACACUGACGUUCUUG